AUUUAACUUGUACAGACCAAGUGUCCUUAUGGCCGUGAUAAUGCUAAGCUAAUGCUACGCCGCCAACCUUUCACACUCCUUCCUCAGUAUUGUGGUUGACUUUUCAACCUUUCACCUGGACGGGUGUCACCUGGACGGGUGUCACAUAGACAGGUGUCACCUGGACGGUGUCACAUAGACAUGUGUCACGUGGACAGGUGUCACCUGGAUGGGUGUCACGUGGACGGUGUCACAUAGACAUGGGUCACGUGGACGGGUGUCACCUGGACGGGUUUCACAUGGACGGGUGUCACCUGGAUGGGUGUCACCUGGAUGGGUGUCACGUGGACAGGUGUCGUGUGGACAGGUGUCACCUGGACGGGUGUCACAUGGAUGGUUGUCACAUGGACGAGUGUCACGUAGACAGGUGUCAUGUGGACGGGUGUCACCUGGACGGGUGUCACAUGGACGGGUGUCACCUGGACGGGUGUCACAUGGACGGGUGUCACGUGGACGGGUGUCACCUGGACGGGUGUCACAUGGACGGGUGUCACCUGGACAGGUGUCACCUGGACGGGUGUCACAUGGACAGGUGUCACCUGGACGGGUGUCACAUAGACAGGUGUCACGUGGACGGGUGUCACAUAGACAGGUGUCACCUGGACGUGUGUCACAUGGACAGGUGUCACGUGGACAGGUGUCACCUGGACGGGUGUCACAUGGACGAGUGUCACCUGGAUGGGUGUCACCUGGAUGGGUGUCACCUGGACGAGUGUCACGUGGACGGGUGUCACGUGGACGGGUGUCACCUGGAUGUGUGUCACCUGGACGGAUGUCACAUAGACAGGUGUCACGUGGACGGGUGUCACAUAGAUGGGUGUCACCUGGACGGGUGUCACAUGGACAGGUGUCGCCUGGACGGGUGUCACCUGGACAGGUGUCACAUGGACGGGUGUCACCUGGACGGGUGUCACAUGGACGGGUGUCACAUAGACGGGUGUCACCUGGACGGGUGUCACAUGAUUGGGUGUCACAUGGACGAGUGUCACAUAGACAGGUGUCAUGUGGACGGGUGUCACCUUGACGGGUGUCACCUGGACGGGUGUCACAUGGACAGGUGUCACAUGGACAGGUGUCACCUGGACGGGUGUCACAUAGACAGGUGUCACGUGGACGGGUGUCACAUAGACAGGUGUCACCUGGAUGGGUGUCACAUAGACAGGUGUCACAUGGACGGGUGUCACCUGGAUGGGUGUCACAUAGACAGGUGUCACGUGGACGGGUGUCACCUGGAUGGGUGUCACAUGGACGGGUGUCACAUAGACGGGUGUCUCGUGAACGGGUGUCACCUGGAUGUGUGUCACCUGGACAGGUGUCACAUGGAUGGGUGUCACCUGGACAGGUGUCACCUGGACGGGUGUCACCUGGACGUGUGUCACCUGGACAGGUGUCACCUGGACGUGUGUCACCUGGACGUGUGUCACAGGGGACUGCAAAAUGUGUCAACUUGUCGUUAGCCGUCGCUAGUUAGCCUCGCCUUUUUAAUAUUAAUGUGAAAACAAAACAGUAUAAUCAUUAAACUAUUCCUAUCAAUCGUGCCGGAGAUUUUUGUAAGCAUUGUGUGUUUAUUUUAUUCAAUGUGUCACGCAGAAAAGAAACAAGGUAAAUAAAAAUGCAGUGUAAAUUAUCGCGGGGAAAACUUUUUUGCAAAAAAAUGAGUUGCUUGGUGAGUAACAAUCGCAAAUUGUUUGAGAUCAGCAAAUAUUAGCUUGCUUGGAAUUAAAGUGUUUUAUAUUUGAUGCUAGCAUGAAUUUAUGGUCAGAUAAUAUAAAUGACUCGGCUAAAAGAAGAUUAAGAAAGUUAUUAUAUUGUUAAAACAAAAAAACGCCUUAAAUUGGAGUUUUUCUUUGCCUUCAAGUGCCUUCUGCCCAACAAAAGACCAAACUGUGUUGCCUUGACCAAAGUAAACAAACAAAAUGGCCGCCUGACAUGAAAGUGUUCUUAAUGUUUGCUUGGUUUAGUUCUUUGAAUAAAAACUACUUUGCAACUGCA
Messenger RNA from Entelurus aequoreus (snake pipefish), 2031 nucleotides. RefSeq lists its product as uncharacterized. NCBI's taxonomy places the organism in Eukaryota, Metazoa, Chordata, Actinopteri, Syngnathiformes, Syngnathidae. Bases 240 to 1496 code for a protein of 418 amino acids. The record is from RefSeq and is a predicted model, not a curated record. The transcript is spliced from 2 exons.